This is a messenger RNA of Schistosoma haematobium, 13134 nucleotides long. It is a transcript of the gene CELF5, whose product is annotated as CUGBP Elav-like member 5, variant 2. Bases 629 to 2710 code for a protein of 693 amino acids. The transcript is spliced from 11 exons. The record is from RefSeq and is a predicted model, not a curated record. Gene Ontology annotation, cellular component: cytoplasm; ribonucleoprotein complex; nucleus. Gene Ontology annotation, molecular function: mRNA binding. Lineage: Eukaryota; Metazoa; Platyhelminthes; Trematoda; Strigeidida; Schistosomatidae. Gene Ontology annotation, biological process: mRNA splice site recognition; regulation of alternative mRNA splicing, via spliceosome.
UGGUAUACAGACAGAAUAUAUGUACGUUAUCGUAAAAUAUAUAUAUAUCAUAUUAUAUACUCACAUGAGCAAACAUGAAGCGAGAGAGAGAGAGAGAGAGAGGAGAGGUAUAUGAAUUAGUACCUUACCUAAACGUAGUUUCACAUCAUUACAUGUAUUCGUGUGUUUGUCUAUUCAAUAAUAAUAAUAAUAAUAUAUUGACUUACAUGAGUGUGUGUCCCUCCACUAUCUCUCCGUGUGUUUGUUAAUCAUCUCUGAGGGUAUUCGACAGAUGAGUAAAUUAAUUAGGAGUUAGCGGAGUGAGGAAAUAACAGUGAACAUUUUGCUUUACCUAUAAACUCUAAGGUGUAUAAUAUUUUUAUGUAAAGAAAAUCGUUAUCAUGACCAUUAUUAGUAUCAUAUUUUUGUGAAUAAAACGAACAUAAGAUAGUCUGAUUUUUUUUAAUGUUGACAAUCAUCUUCGAAAUCUAAAAAGAAACGAGGACUACCUCAAAAACAUUAAUACUGUGAUAACUUUUGUUCACUUAUCACAAAUUGAAUCAUUAUAAGUAUUGUUUCCAUUGUUUCUCAAAAAAAAAACACUGAUGUAAUGAUGAACCGAUUUCUUUGAACCGCUUCACUGAUCAUUAUGAUGACGACAUUGUUAAAUAAUAUUAAAGAACCUUUACAUCAUAUACCAAAUCAACCAGUUAUGACGGUUACAUCGAAUUAUACAGAUUUAACUAUGCUAAAUACGAAAAUAACUACUAGUAACAACAAUAAUCAUAACAAUGGGAGUGAUAUCACUACUCAUAAUGGUAUAACAAGUAGUAGCAGCAGUGGUCAUUGCAGUGAUAAUAACGAUCUAAAUGUUGUUGAAUCACAUUUAUUACUAGACAACUGUGAUGAUGCGAUGUUAUCAUCAUGUAACAGUUCACUUAUAAUGGAUGAACAUGAAACUAACUCAGGCAGUAAUUCACCAAUGACCAAUGCAAGUGUUACCAUGGCAACUAGUGAGAAUAUUAUGACUAAUACAAACAACAACAACAACGCCAACACCAACACUAAGAAUAACAGUACACAUUCUAUAAUGCAUACAUCGCCAUCGUCGUCUUCGUCUCCAUCAUCAUCGUCAUCAUCAUCAAUAUUGGAGCGUCAUCAAAUAUCUACCUUCAAGAAUAGAGAGUCGAAUGAUUUUCGUUGGAAUACGAAAAAUACAAAAUUAUUUGUUGGACAAAUACCAAGAAGUAUGCAAGAAAAUGAUUUACGGGUAAUAUUUGAAGAAUUUGGACCAAUUUAUGAUCUGUUAAUCUUAAGAGAUAAAAUUACUGGGAUGCAUAAAGGUUGUGCCUUCGUUACAUUUUGUCAUAGACAAUCAGCUUUAAAAUGUCAAGAUGCUUUACAUGGUAAACAGACGUUGCCUGGGAUGGCAAGACCAUUACAAGUAAAAACUGCUGAUAUGGAACGUCGUACAGAAGAACGUAAAUUAUUUGUUGGUAUGUUAAGUAAACAACAAAAUGAAGAUGAUGUCAGAUUAUUAUUUGAACCAUUUGGUACAAUUGAAGAGUGUACAAUACUUCGAGAUCAAAGUGGAAAUAGUAAAGGGUGUGCGUUUGUAAAAUUCUCUACACAACAGGAAGCACAAUCCGCUAUUCUUACUCUACAUGGAAGUCAAACAAUGCCGGGAGCUUCAUCAAGUAUCGUUGUGAAAUUUGCCGAUAGUGAAAAAGAACGUCAUACAAGAAAAAUUCAACAAUUAAUUGGUCCAAUGGGUUUAUUGAGUCCAACCAUAGCACUGUCUCAACUAAAUGGUAAUAUGUAUUCACAAAUGAUAGAGAAUAUGGCACAAACAACAGGUUAUAUAAAUCCAGUUGCUGCAUUGGCAUUACAACUUCAGCAUGCCAGUCAGUUAGCUACAGUCAACUUACCGACUAAUGUAACAAAUUUAGCAAUGAUUUCUGCUUUAACCAACAGUUCCAGUGGACAUUUAGGCUGUGCUCCACUACUGCAUAGUCCACGUUCAGGUACUGUUAAUCUAUCGCCUAACUGUCAUACAAAUCCAAUGGCUGCGGCAGCAGCUGCCGCCGCUGUGCUUGGUAUGUCCGGCAAUAAUCCUCAGCUAACACAAAUAUCACCUCAAAUGGCAGCUUUAUCCAAUGUGAACAGUACAUGUAUUUCUGGAGAGACAGGAAAUAAUAACCCCACUAAUAAUGGAAACUCUACAGCGGCAGCGGCCGCCGCUGCACUCAGUACAAAUGCAGCAAUGGCUGCAGCCGCCGCAGCUGUAGUUGCUAUGGCAAAUGGGAGUGUGACAGGGAAUGUGAAUUCAAAUGGAACAACAUGUGGUUUGACAGGACAAACAAUAGGCUUAGGAUCUCCCGGAACUGGUGGUCAUACAUUGGCUCUACAUGGAGUUCCUGGGACACAUACACCAUCGGCAACUCUCAGUGGUCUUGGCGCUGUUUCUCUUCCUUUGAAUCAAGCAAUUUCAAAUACUUCUUUUGGCUUAAAUACAUUAACAUCUCCAUUAACUGGACUUCCUACUGAUGCACUUUCCCAUUUGUAUCCCAGUGUUCCAACUUAUGGAUUAUCUUAUCCUUCACCGGUCACAUCUGCUUUAAAUCCAUUCGCUACAAUGGCACAUCAAGCACUUACAAUGCCUAUACAACAGAAAGAAGGUACUAAAGAUCUAAUAUUAACAGCCAACAGUUUAACAAAUGAUCAACGGUAAAUUUAUUUCUAAUAUUUUGUUUUUUUAUUAUUUCUUCUUGUACAACUCAUUGAUAAUGACUGCUAUGAAUUGUUCAAUUGAGUUCUUUAUCUAUUCACCUUGUUUUAAAUGAAAGUUAUUAUUACUAUUAUUACUAUCAUUAGUAUCAUUAUUUAGUUUAACCCUUGAAAAUAAUCUUUAUUGUUGGGCAUUGCACCAGAUUGUGUUAUAUGUUAGUGUGUAGUAAAACGUGUUUACUUUUCUUGUUCCCGUUUUCAUUGUCAAUUGUUGGAAAAAACAAACAAACACAAACUAUAGUAAUUGUGUUAAUUAUGAUUUCUUUGAAUCAUUUGUUCACCUUUUAAAUUACUAUUAUAAUUAUGAAUUAUGAAGGUUUUAUUAAUAAUGUAAAGUAAAUGGUGCAUCUAUCUAUCUGUCUACGUAUUUAUCUGUUCAUCAUUCUAUACUAUUGAUGUGAUAUAGGAAUAUUGUUCAUCUUGAUUGUUAUUGAUUAUCGUUGACGUUGCUAAUUAGUAAUUUAUAUUGAAUCAAUAUAUUGCUUCAUGUUAUUGAUGACUAUAACAAAUAGUAAUAAUGAUAACAACUAUGGUGAACUAUUUUUGAUUUUAGUAAUUUGCUAUCGAAAUUCCACAUUGCUUUUUGUUUGUUUCUAAUGAUUAUUUAUUGACGUUGUCAACUGUUCAACUUUAAAUGCUACUAUUACUCACAUUAUCACUACUACUACUACUGCUACAUCGGUCAGAUUACUCUGAAGUAUUAAGAUUAUCUUUACUGUUUAGUGUAUUCUCAUAUUUAUGUCAGUUGUCAGUUUAUUAAUGUUUCAGUGAAUCAAUGUGAGUAUACGUCUGUACCAAUGUAUGUGUGUGCGUGUGCGUGUAUAUUUUGUGCUUGUGCAUUUCAGUCAAAGAUAUUAUUGUUUCGUCUUAAAUGUUUAUAGUAUCCAUAAUGUAUUUAACCGGUACAAAAUGUUAAGUUUAAGAAAAGAGUGAAUAAUUUCAGUACACAAACAUACCCCGCUAUAUUUUGCAGAAUGCGAUGUUAUAUAAUUUAACAAUACCUUGUUCCGUGAACUUAUGCACACAAAAUGUUUUGAUGUAGUUCGUAUUAUUGUCAUUAUGAAUGUAGACAAUUAGUUGUCGUGUAUUAUAUUUGGUUUAAAUAAACAAAUAAGCAAGAGCUAUUUAUUAAUUCCUGAGAAAAUAUACAUAAAGUGAAUCGACUUGAUCACUGAUAACAUGAUUCAUACAAAGGAAAUUAUUCAUUUUACUUUUCACCUAAUGGAAAUUUGUAAGUAGUAUAAGAUUGUAAGCAAAAUAUGUUGGAUUCAUCAAAAUGAUAAAAGAGUAAGCAAUGAUAGAAAACUUGAAAAAAUAUAUCGUGUCACUGAAUAAAAUAUUUGUACCGGUUGGAAUGAAAUCAACAUUUAAGAAAAGUGAGAAUCGAAAACUAUCGGGAUUAACAUAGACAAUAGUACUGCAAUGGAAUAGAGUCUGAGUAGCUGUUUCCGUUAAUUCCAGUACCACUGAUCGACUGAUUCAUUGACUGAUUCAUUGAAUAUCAACGUUUAAUAAUAUAAACAAUCUUCGUCUCGUUAUUAGCUAGAAAAUCUAAACUUUGUUCCAAUGAAGAGUGUUGAACAAACAAUGAUAAUCUCCAUUUGUUAAUAUCUGUUAUGAAGUGCUUUAUUUACUAUUGUUAUAAUUCAACUGAUUGGAAAUUGCAUAGUUUACUUAUGAUUUUAAUAGUAUAGCUGUAGCACCUCAAUAUAUGAGGAGAAGAGUUCACAUACAGAUAUUCACUACGUUGCAUAUAUCAAGUACAGUUACAUAUGAUAGAUAUGAUAGUAGAAUGUCAGAACCUGUUUAUGUACACUUGAUUGUUUGAUUCGCUUUCUCUUUUCUUACUAUUCAAAAUUACAUUAUCUUGUUAAAGAUGAUUUAUUUCCUAAAAAUAUAAUAGAAAACGUCUUAAACUAUUGAAUAUUCAUUGACCCGAUUACAAGUAAUGCCUUCUGUACAGUCAGUGCCUGUAUCCUGUCAAAAUAUUUGUUCAAGCAUUGAUCAUUAUUCAUGUAAUGUACUUAUCAAGAUCAUACGGAUGUGUGAUUUGUACAAUAAACACGCGAAAUGAGUUGCAUUUAACUUUUAUCGAAACAAGAAUAUAUCUCAUUACAUCCAUUCAGUAUUGAUGACUGCUUGUGGAGAUGAUAGAUCUAGGAAAAAUGUCUCUUUUCAAGUUAAUCAAACAUUUCAGUGUUAACCGAGAAGAUAAAAAGGACGAUACAGGUGCAUGACAGAUUUGGGAUGAAAUAUAUUGAUGACAACAGACAAUGUAUCCUGUCUCGUGAUCCUUUCAAUCAUGCAUUAAUUGUUCAUAUUUCUGCUAGUGAACUGGAUUUCGCAUUAUCAUUUGUUCACAUUGUUCUAGUGAUUAAUUUGGAACUGAAGAAAUCAUAUCAAAAUGUUAAUUUAGCUAAAACGUUUGACUUCUGAAGACUUUCAAGAACAUUUAAUACAACAGAAAUGACUGAGGAGCAAAUGCAAUCCCAAUAAUGAACCGUAUUUCGAAACAGAAUAAAAGUGAUCAACUUCCACUAAAUUUUGUAAAAUAAAGUUUUUAUUUUAACACAGUUUGUAUACUUAUUGGAUAGAUUACAUUUACACCAUUUCUGUUAUCAUCCUUUCUAAAUGUAAAUGACUGUAAUUUUCAGGAAACAUACAGUAUUAUUUCCGUAAGUUAUAAGUCCUGCUAUAACUAUGAGAUAUGUUAUCGGAAUUCAUUACUGCCAAUACUACUAACAUUCUUUACACUACUACUGCUAUUAAUACUACUGUGGUGUGUGCUACUAAUGUCAAUAGCUAUGAGUAGUAUGUAUCAUCAAUAGAAAGUGAAAUACCUGGCGGUAGAACGUUAAGAAGAUCAGAGAAAAGAGAAUGAAAACAGAGAAUUAUCGCCGUGGAAAUGAAGGAACAAUGAAGUCUGAGACGAUUGUUUUAUAUUUGCAAAAGGAACAAUCAAGUUUGAGACAACUGAUUGACAUUUUGCAUAUUCAGUAUUUACUUUAUGGUUCUUAGAUUUUGCUAAAAUGUUCUGUAGUUUUGUAUUCAAAUGCAUUUGAUUAUCCCCACUUUUAUUCUCGUUCACUACACGACUACUGUUAUGUAUGCUACUGAUGUCAACAGAUAUAAGUGGUAAAGUGCCUGGCAACAGAAAAUUGAUAUCAAAAUGAAAAGAACAGGAAUAUAAAAAUGGAGUAAUUGUAAUAACAACAGGAGUGAUGGAACAAUGAGAUUUGUGAGGCACAAUUGAUGGAAGAUAUACAAAUGGAGUAUUGAAUGUAUGAUUUUCAUACUUCGUCAAGAUUUUCUGUAAUUUUGCAUUAAACAAUAAAUUGGUCUUCCCCAUCUCAGUUGUCUGUUCACUAUUAUUAUUAUUAUUAUUAUUAUUGUUACGACUACUAAAUGAUGUAAUAAUCGUAUACACAAUGAAUCUAUUCUUGAAUUCGCAAUUUUAUUGAGUUUUUUAGUGGAAUAAAGUUCAUAACUCAUUCCCGAUCAGAUUUUCUUUUUGGUUCUAAUCAUCCCAAGUUAUUAAGAUCCCUGCAUCAUUCCUUGUUUCCAUGACCAUAAAUAUCAGUUGAAAUCCACCUCAAUACAUUUGAAAUCAAAAAGACUAUUGUCUGACUAAAUAACAAAUAACGCAUUGUAUUUAUGGAUUUUGAUUUUAUCAUAAAAAUGGUUUUAAGUGAUUAUUAUCUGUUUUCAGUAAGAGGAUUUAUGGUGACUGUAGUAUAUUUAAUAAUUAGGUUUAUGAGUCGAUCUAAGCUAGAUCAUCAUUGAAGAUCUGAAAGACAUCAGUUGUCUAGAGGUUAACCGUUUACAAGCGAGAUUGAAAGUCCUAGAUUGGAGUUCUGCGUGUGAGAUCAUGGAUGCGCGCUGAUGAGAAGUCUCAUACUAGGACGAAAUGACCGGCCAGUGCUUCCGCGUUUUCAUUAUUGGUUUAGCUUAGAUCAACUCGUCAAUUAGACUGUUAAAUAUACUACAGUCUUCACAAAUUCCCUUAUUGAUAGUAAUCAUUUGCUCAUUGCUGACUAACUUCAAGAUGGAUUUCCUAGAGUUCUACUGAGAAGCCGUGACCAGAAGAGUCUAAUCCGUGUCGGGUGUUAGACAGUUAUUCACCUCAGACAACAGACGAAGUUUUGUGCAAGGUCAUGGAUCGAUUGAAGUUAGAUAUCAUUUCUUUACAUGUAGGAUUUAGUUUUUCUACAGUCAUCUUAUUUAAGUACCUUACAUAGUGUUUUUUAAUCAAAAUCUAGGCGUCAUAUCUAUUAUUAAAACAAGUAAAAUGUAUCCUUUAUUACUUCAUUUGUUUGUAAAUUGGCAAAUUAAUGUAACUAGUACACAGAAGAAAAACGAAGAAUACAUAUAGUCAGUCAGUGAACAUGUACAGCAAAACACACGUAUAUUGGGCAGUAGUAACGGACAUAACAAACUGAAUAAUUCUGGCCUACAAAUUUACUCAUAGGAGUACAGUGUUAAUGGAUAAGUCUCAGAUUUCACAGGAGUGUUCAUCAAUAACGUUUAGGCUCAUUUCUAUAUUAAUACAACGUAUUCGGCAUAAAAUGUUUCAGUUUGUUAAUCGCAAUAAAUUUCUGAUACUGUAAUAGAUGCUACUUAUACUGACAGAUAUAAGUAGUACGUGACACCAAUCACAAGUGGAAUGUCUGGCAGCAGAAGAUUGAGAAAAUUAAGAUGAAGAGAACAAUAAUGUAAACAGAAAGCAAUUACAAUAACAACAGGAAUAAAAAAUCGUGAAACAUGUUAGGGGAACUUGGAGAAAGAUAUGCAAAUACUAUAUUUAAUGUAUAGUCUUCAUAUUUUGCUAAAUUACUCUGUACUUUUCAAUUCAACAAUAAAUUGGUUUACGCCAGCGGGUCUCCGUUUCACUACAAUACUACCUGACCGUCCUUCGGUAUCGUUGAUACUACUGGUCUCACUUCAAACGUGACUGAACUCAAUUGGUUACGAUUUCUUUCCAAAACUGACAAUCACACAGAAUAACGAAUGUUCGUAUUCUACAUGGUAGGGGAGUAAAAGUUCACUCAAAACUAAAACUAUAUCAACGAAUUCUGAGUCCACGGCUAACCUACUAAAUUGCUUCUCACCACCUCCAGGAUCAGGCCAAACAUCCUGUAAAGUUAAGUUACUUACAUUAUCGACUAAAUUAAAAUUAGAUCAACAAAUUUUGAUCAACGCAAUGAACUUAACGGCAAAUCACAUCAAUUCUCUUUUAAUAUCCACUCUGUAUUUCUUUCUUAUCAACACCAGUAUACAAGUUAAUGAAUGAUAAACUUAUAUCUAUGUAUAUGAUUAAUAAAUAUGUAUGAAUUAGGUUCAAAUCAACAUCUAUCUUUAUAUAUAUGUAUGUAUAUAGGGCCAGAGGGAUGCAAUCUUUUCAUAUACCACCUACCACAGGAAUUUGGCGAUCCAGAAUUGGCUCAGAUGUUUAUGCCAUUUGGAACAGUAAUCAGUGCUAAAGUAUAUGUUGAUCGUGCAACGAAUCAAAGUAAAUGUUUUGGUUUUGUUAGCUUUGAUAAUCCAUCAAGCGCACAAACAGCUAUACAUGCAAUGAAUGGUUUUCAAAUUGGUAUGAAACGUCUUAAAGUUCAAUUGAAACGUCCAAAAAGUGAUUCUACAAAACCAUAUUGAAUUAAAACUACAAUAAUAAUAAUAAUAAUAAUAAUAUACAGUGUUCAAUAUGAUUUUAACUUUAUUUUCUCCUCUUUUUAUUCUCUUUUUUCUUCUUUUAUUCUGAUCUUCUUUGAUGUUAUUAUUUUAAACAUUCUAUAUUAAUAACAACCUAGUAUAUUUAUGUUUACGAAUUAAAUGUACACGUCCAUAUAAUUGUAUUCAAUGUACACAAGUUUAGAAGGAGAGGAAAAGAAAGAGGAAGUGAAGGUGAAAUUCAUGCAUACAUGUGAACAAAAAGUAAUGGACAAAUAUUUUCAUCAUAAAUAUAAUGGUAGAAUGAAAUCUAAAAGUGUAUUCUUCUAUUUUAUUUUUCUUUCGAAAUUCAGUAGAACCUGUUCAUUAUUUUGUCUAGUGUACAUACUUGUAUACACAUAAUUACGAUAAUAGUAAUGAAUAAGGGAUUAAUUCUCCUAAGAAUUACAAUUCAAUGAACAUCUUCAGUUUAAUCAAAUAAACUCUACAUUUCCAGAUGAAAAUACAAUAAGAUAGAAAAAAGCUGGAUAACGUUUUAAACUACUUAUUUCAACAAAAGUAGUUCUCAACAAAAUAAACAAAUAAUCAUAUUUGAAUGAAUGAAAACUAACAUUUUAUGUGAUGUUCUUAGUUCAAUAUUACUUUUAAACGAGGAACAAAAAACGUACGACUUUUUUUGAGGAGGAAUAUUUUCUGCAGUUUUAUUUAAUGUUGUUUUAUUUGUUUCACAAAUUAAUCAUUUACUGUACCGCUUUAUCAUUUAUUUCAAUUCGGCAUAAUUCUACCAAUUUUAAUGUAUGUAUGUAGAUUUGUUCGUUUGUGUGUAUGUACGUAUGUUUUGUUCACAAACACUUCUCGUAAAUUACUUUCAUAAAAUGUACGAUUGAAAAAAUAGAAGAAACUCCUUUUGUUUCCUCAAUCACUAGUAAUUUAUUUUGAUCUCUAUUAUUUUAUUCCUUUAGACUGAAAUAUAGUUUGCUGUUAUUGAUUAUCUUUGCAAACUAAUACUGACCAUAAUCUUUGGUCAAUGGUAAUUCAUUUUUGAAAUGGUUCUAUUUUUUUGUGUGUUAUUUAUUGAACUACUUGUAAGUAAGCAAAUUUGUUUAUCUUAAAAUAAUCUGCAUUUAUUGUGAUCGAUAUUUGGAGGGGAUGAUGUGUAAUACCUGAUGGAAGUAUAUACGUUACUAAAUGUAUUGGCCCAAUUGGUUGCAUUAUAAAUAUUCAAAAUUGACAAUAAACACUGAUAUACUGAAAAUUUACUAAACAAGCACGAUAAAUAAUCAUCUUUCCUAAUUUUAUUACUUACCUAUAACAUUUGGAAAUUAGUGAGUAGUAUAUGUAAUCUAACAUGAAGAAGAGGAGAAUAAUAAAUUGCUUGAUUGUUACAUUCCUCAUUUGGAAUAAACUUUUUACUUUAUUUUACAUAAAAAUAAACAAGAAAUAUUUUUCAAACAAUAACUACAUAAAUUACUCUUCAAUAUUAGAAAUAAAUACAUUUACAGCGAAGAGAAUAUCUUUAAAAAAGCAGGUAAAUAUAUGAGUUAUUUCAGUUAUGUAACAUCUCCUCUCACAUUUAUACGUAUACACUUAAUGAUCUCAUAGCUACAAGAUCAUCAUAUUUCAUCUAACUUCGAACUGGAUUUCAAGUAUCAUUUCAAAUAUAUUAAUAAUCCUUUAUAAUUAUUUGUGUAUAUGCAGUGUACGUGUGUGUGUGAAAAGAGAAUGAUAAAAUGUUUAUUUCUUUUCGUUUUUGCUUAUGAACGAGACUGUCUAAGGGAAUUUGUUGAUAUAUAUAUAUAUAUAUAAUUGGAAGUUUACAUGUAUACCUAUGUAGUUUGUUCAGUAAUGUCAGUAUAGUGGAAGCCAGAGCAGUCGACACCGAUUUAGCCCAUCUUCAGAGCCAAUGUGAUGUUAAUCUGGCUCUAAAAUUUCUAGUAAACGGAUAGUCAUUUAAAACAAUUCUGGUCUACGCUCGUAAGACCUGGAUAUUCAAAUGUGAAGGUGAUUAUUGACUCAUAGUUUUCGAGUUUGUUAUCCUCAAAAAUUGCUCACAUCUGAUACAAGCACCAUUUCGGUGAUGACUAGGUUUGCUAAUGUUUGUUUUGACUCAUAGAAGACAAUUUAGUGCGUGUCACCAUUAAAUACAUUUUAUGAAUGUCGUCCUAGUCUCUUUUUUAACAACCACUAAUUAUCAACUGUGGGACUGAGUGGGGAAGAUAUAGAGAUGUAAGUUUAUGAUAUAGUAGCAUUUUAUCACAGAACGUUGUAUGUCACUAGGACCUCUCGAUCCACAUAGAUCUUCCGGCUGGGUAGCUAGAUUUCAUGCAACCCAGUGGGUUGAGUUAUCAUUAGAACUGGUCCAGAAUAGGAUCCAGUAGAGACUUCUUAUAGUUGUGUCCAAGACUGAUAUAAUUUAUGAUAGUUCUUUAAACAGGAAAAUAAUCUUUAUUGACCAUAUUUUCGACUGAGUUAUACCUCCUUUUAAAUACUAUACUUGUUCAUCUAUUCCUUGGCUGUAUGACUUUUCUCUUUCUCAUUUCCUCAUGAUAUUCCGACUUAUACAGUGAAAUAAUGGUAAAUAAAAUGCUAAAAUUUCUGUUAAAACAUAAGAAAUUUGUCUUUAAAUUGUUUUCAAGGAUGAAUUUAGUUUAUCCAAAUUUCCACUUGGACAGAUGUAAAAAUAUGAUUAAUAUCAUGCGCGAUCGGGCUUGGGCCGGAAUAAAGUACGAGGGUUGGGCAUGGGGUUUGCGACUUCAUCCCGUAGAAAACUAACUCGCUAAAACAACGAUAACCAGAAAAGAUAAUUCAAACCAUUUAAACUCUCCCCUGGGGGUUGCAAGAUCUUCAUUUAGACGAGUUGUGACGCCUCAUGGUGAGAGCCGAGUUCCAUCGGGAGUCACGUGGCUGACGACCCUUUUGACAACCAGAGCAACCACUAAUUUAGGAACAUGGAAUGGUCGUACAAUGUAGGAGACCGUGAGAGUCAUCCAAAUUACUGAAUGCGAAACUAUCCUCCAAUGUAAAUCAAAUUAAUUAGAAAUAGGUGGUAUUUCAAGGACUUAAUCUUUUAUUCUUUUAACAGAUAUAUACAGAAAUACUAGCUAUUCCAUGCAACAUGAAGAACCAACAAGAAAUUGUUCUAUAAAAGAAACUUAAUCAUAGCAUAAAAUCAUCAUUAUAAGAGUCAGUAAAUGUGUGCCUUCGAGAAAUAUCGGUAAACACCAAAAUUUUUAUUUGUUUUCUAUCUGCGUUACAACUUCAAAGAUUAAUGGUAAAUCCACAACAGAUAAGCCCAUUCACUGUAGUUUUUAUAAACUAAGAUUUGAAUUUUAAUGACAGAUCUAAGAUGACGUCCUCUUUGGAACUUGUCAGUUCGAUGUUCAUCCUUUCGAGUACACAGUGAGUCUCAAACGCUAUGCCAACACUUCAGACACCAACAAUUAAUAUUCCAGGAUAUGAACCCACAUAAAUAAUUGUAACUAUCAUCCUCUUUGGAUCAAUUAGUCCUUAAAUGAACUCAGCAGAUUAUUAGUUAUCAUAUGGGGACUUGAAUUAAUGGGUAUUGAGUUCAAAUCUCAGUGAGUACAUCCAGAAUGAAAUAUAUAUCAUAGAUUCCACCAUUAUACACAAGAGAAGUAUUUUGGGAUACGUUCAAUGACCUUGUUCGCUAUUAGUAAUCAAUCAAACAGUGAGUAAAAUGCAAACAUUUACAAAUGGUAGUAAACUGGAUACUAAAAUAAAUGAUCAUAUGACUCGACUGAUGAAGACUUUAAUAAUAUAACUCAUAAAGAACCUUAAAAACUGCUAUAAUUAGAGCAUUUGAUUACAGCAAUUACAAUCGUCGAAUGAUAAUAAAUUCAUUUCCGUUUCUUAAAAUUAUUCAGUACCUUAAAUGGGACGGUCAUGAACACAUCUAACUUAUCUCAAUUUUAACAAACAUGAAAAUAUCUUCCAACCGAUUCAUAGAGUUAUUGAAAUCAUCUGACUGAAAUAAUUAUUUAGUAUCCAAAUAUCUAUCGAAUAUAUACAAACUGUAAACUUCAAAAUGAAUCGGCCAACUGGAAAAAACAUCACUUACACUAUUCAUGAUUGUUCAUAACUAUAUCGGUAGCAUUCAACGGUCUUUAUAGGGUUUCGUGUGUAUACACAUUCUGCGAAAUAGUUAUGGAUUAUUUUAAAUGUAAAAAUUCGUUUACUAAGAAUGUGAAAUUUUACACUAUGAAUAUUCAAGAUCUCUAUUACCAUAUGUGCAACUUGAGCAGAUGAGCUUGAUAAAAUGUUAAGUCAAACGUUUUAGUACAUCUACUAUGUAUACGUUACAUGGGCUCAGUAGCUCAAUAGAUAAUGCGUUUGAAAUGAGAAGUGCUAAGUUUGAGUCUCAAUAUGAAUAUGAAUACUGUAGGUAGAUAGUAAACGGACGGGUCCCAAACUGAAAAAGACCCAUGCCCUGGAAUCCAUUGUCAAUCAUACACCAAGUAUAUAAAAAAUAUGGUUAGUAGUAAAAAUAUCCAACUCAUAGCUGAUAAGAUCUAUACUCAAACAAUGCAAUACUUACUCUAAUCAGGUUCACUGUAUAGUAUCACUAAUAUUUAAAAACACAUAAAUUAUGAUUCAAAGCGAACGGUAUAAAUCUGCACUUGGUUACUGUAAUAUAAUCAAAUAAACUAAUUUAAGUGUAUAAUGCCUGAACAAAAGACUUUA